ACUUCGUGUCGCGUACUUGACCGAUCCUGUCCGGCCGUGUGAGAAGAGAAGUGCCACCUAUCAGAUUUCUGUCGCCCGUCGCAGACAGGGGCUGCUCAUGGCGCUGGAGGCCGUGGUGUUCGCGCAACAAGACGCCCAUGGCCAUCAUCUCGGCUACGGCGGGGCGCCGCCGGGCAGCAGCUGGGAGUCGUCGUCAGCGGCGCCGGCCUCCUACACGCUCGCGCCAUGGUGCGACGACGACGGGCUAGCACAAGCAGGCGCCGGGAGCAGCGGCAGCGGCGGCCUCAGCGAUAUCUUCGAGGACUGGGAUAAUCACCACCGGCUGGCUGCCGCCGCCUCCGUGGAGGAUCAGUUCGAGGCGGGCUCCAAGGAUCAGUACCAGUCCUCGGACGCUUAUUCCACGGAGGGCAAUAAGGGCAAGGCGCCGGCCCAAGAUCAGCCCGCGGUGGUAGCAGGGGCCGCAGCCGGGAGGAGGAAGCGGAGGCGCGCCAAGGUCGUGAAGAACAAGGAGGAGGUGGAGUGCCAGCGGCGGACGCACAUUGCCGUCGAGCGCAACCGCCGCCGCCAGAUGAACGACUACCUCGCCGGGCUCCGCUCCCUCAUGCCGCCCUCCUACGCUCAAAGGGGUGACCAAGCGUCCAUCGUUGGGGGCGCAAUCAACUACGUGAAGGAGCUGGAGCAGCUCCUCCAAUCGCUCGAGGUCCAAAAGAGCGUCAGGAGUAGCCGCGACGGCAGCCGCAGCACGGACCCCGGCGGCCGAUCCCCUUUCGCAGGCUUCUUCACUUUCCCACAGUACUCCACCAUCGCCUCGUCGGCUCACUGCAGCCCCGACAGCUCCGGCGUCAGCAACGCGUGCCACAACGUCGUGAAGCCCGAGGCGGGCGUGGCCGACAUCGAGGUGACUAUGGCGGAAGGGCACGCGAGCCUCAAGGUGCUCGUCCGGCGGCUGCCGAGGCAGCUCCUGAAGCUCGUCGCCGGGCUGCAGCAGCUGCGCGUCCCGGCGCUCCACCUCAACGUCACCACCCUCGACACCAUGGCCUUGUACUCCUUCAGCCUCAAGGUGGAGGAUGGUUCCAAGCUGGGUUCUGUGGAAGAUAUUGCCGCCGCUGUGCAUGAGAUACUGGCGAGGGUACAGCGGGAGGAAGAGGAGGAAGCUCAGGCUUAAUUAGGUUCAAGCCAGCUGAUGGAGCUGAUGAUGCACGCCACCAAGGAGACCAUAUCGUGCUUGCAUGUGACUCACCCCCACUGCACCUGCACCAGCUGGGACUGCAUGCGGUGUACCUGCAGGAAAUGGAAUCCAGCAUCGUCCUGCUGCCGCUAGCUUUGUACGUGAAUGUGUGAUUGUGCCCUGCGGGCCGCAUGCAACUCAAUCUUGCACUGCAGGGCGAGAAACAUAUCAGAACUAUGCACUGCGCUGAUCACUUUCUUUUUCGUGGAUUUCACGGAUUCGCUUUUACACGCGCAUGUCUCGAUGGAAUUCAGUCAUUCACACAUGGUUGUUGUUAA
Molecule: messenger RNA, 1506 nt
Organism: Brachypodium distachyon (stiff brome)
Lineage: Eukaryota; Viridiplantae; Streptophyta; Magnoliopsida; Poales; Poaceae
Product: transcription factor bHLH94
Exons: 3
Coding region: 98-1165 (355 amino acids)
Biological process (GO): regulation of transcription by RNA polymerase II
Molecular function (GO): DNA-binding transcription factor activity, RNA polymerase II-specific; protein dimerization activity; RNA polymerase II cis-regulatory region sequence-specific DNA binding
Source: RefSeq, a predicted model, not a curated record